Gorilla gorilla gorilla (western lowland gorilla) is the source of this 1707-nucleotide messenger RNA. RefSeq lists its product as uncharacterized. The record is from RefSeq and is a predicted model, not a curated record. Lineage: Eukaryota; Metazoa; Chordata; Mammalia; Primates; Hominidae. The transcript has 5 exons. The coding region runs from base 1 to 1707 and encodes 568 amino acids.
AUGGGGACACCAUCCACGACAUCACGAACGAGGACGCCGUCCACGACACCGCCAACGAGGACACCUUCCACGGCACCGCCGACGAGGUCGCCAUCCACGGCACCGCUGACAAGGACACCGUCCAUGGCACCGCUGACGAGGAUGCCGUCCAGGGCACCCCCAACGACGCCGUCCACGGCAUCACCGAUGAGGACACCGUCCAGGGCAUCGCCAACCAGGACGCCAUCCACGGCAUCACUGACUGGGACGCCAUCCAGGGAUUCACUGACUGGGACGCCGUCCAGGGCCUCGCUGACUGGGAAGCCGUCCAAGGCCUCGCUGACUGGGACGCCAUCAAGGGCAUCGCUGAUGGGGACGCCGCCCAGGGCAUCGCUGAAGGGGACGAAGCCAUCCACGUCAUCACUGACUGGGAUGCCAUCCAGGGAUUCACUGACUGGGACGCCGUCCAGGGCCUCGCUGACUGGGACGCCGUCCAGGGCCUCGCUGACUGGGACGCCGUCCAGGGCCUCGCUGACUGGGACGCCGUCCAUGGCUUUGCUGACGGGGACGCCAUCAAGGGCAUCGCUGAUGGGGACGCCGCCCAGGGCAUCGCUGAAGGGGACGUCGUCCAUGGCAUCGCUGAUGGUGUCACUGUCCAGGGCAUCGCUGACGAGGACGCCAUCCACGUCAUCACUGACUGGGACGCCAUCCAGGGAUUCACUGACUGGGACGCCGUCCAGGGCCUCGAUGACUGGGACACCGUACAGGGCCUCGCUGACUGGGACGCCGUCCACGGCUUCGCUGACGGGGACGCCAUCAAGGGCAUCGCUGACGGGGAUGCCACCCAGGGCAUCGCUGAAGGGGACGUCAUCCAUGGCAUCGCUGACGGUGUCACUGUCCAGGGCAUCGCUGACGAGGACAACGUCCAGGGCAUCGCUGACGAGGAUGCAGUCCAGCUCAUCGCUGACGAGGACCCCAUCCGGCAUCGCUAACGAGGAGGCCGUCCACGGCAUCCCUAACGAUGCCGCCAUUCAGGGCAUUACUAACGAGGACGCCGUCCAGGGCGUCGCUAACAACGAUGCCGUCCAGGGCGUCGCUAACGAAGAUGGAUUCCACAGCAUCGAUAACGAGGACGCCGUCCAGGGCAUCGCCAACUGGGACGCCGUCCACGGCUUUGCCGACAAGGUCGUCUUCCACGGCAUCGCCGACGGGGACGCCGCCCAGGGCAUCGCCAACUGGGAUGCUGUCCAGGACAUCGCUAAUGAAGAUGGAUUCCACGGCAUCAAUAACGAGGAAGCCGUCCAGGGCAUCGACAAUGAGGACGCCGGCAUCGCCAACUGGGACGCCGUCCACGGCUUCGCCGACGAGGUCACCUUCCACGGCAUCACCGACGGGGACACUGUCCAGGGCAUCGCCGACGGGGUUGCCGUCCAGGGCAUCGCCGACGGGGACGCCAUCCAGGGCAUUGCUCUCGAUGAUGCCGUCCACGGCAUCGCUAACGAGGACGCCGCCCAGGGCAUCGCCAACUGGGAUGCUGUCCAGGACAUCACUAAUGAAGAUGGAUUCCACGGCAUCGAUAACGAGGAUGCCGGCAUCGCCGACGGGGACGCCACCAAGGGCAUGGGCAACGAGGUUGCCGUCCACGGCAUCGCUAACGAGGACGCCGUCCACGGCAUCGCUAAUGAGGACGCCCUCCACGGCGUCGCUAACGAGAAAAUCAAAUGUUAA